Molecule: messenger RNA, 441 nt
Organism: Parastagonospora nodorum SN15
Lineage: Eukaryota; Fungi; Ascomycota; Dothideomycetes; Pleosporales; Phaeosphaeriaceae
Exons: 3
Coding region: 1-441 (146 amino acids)
Source: RefSeq, a predicted model, not a curated record
AUGACACUUCCACCCCACACCUCAACCACAAAUAACCUCUCUCCCUUACCCAUCCCAUCUAACCCAGAUAACUCAAUGCCAAAAUCAACAGGCCCCCUCUCAGAACAACUCGGCUUCACCUCCACACAAGCCCCUUCGGACCCCAACGCCCUCAAAAUGACAGACAGCACCACCAGCGCCGCGGAUAAAAUCGGCGCGAAUAAGGGCACGAAUGCUAUUCCACAGGAGAACCCCUCUAUCCUCUCCUCCGCAGGGGCAAUCGGCAAGCAAUUUAACCCAGACGGCGCGAUCGGGCAGAUUGGCGAGAAGGUUGGGGGGCCGUUUAGUAAGGAUGGAGCGAUUGGGAGUCAAUUUGAUGCGAGCAAGGAUGGGAUCGCGGGACAUGUGGAGCGAGCGGUGGAUGGGCCGAGUAAUCCUGCUGGGAGUGCGAAGAAGGCUUAG